GGAAAUCAGUGAGUCGUCUUCUCCAAGAAAACCCAUUUCCCCACAUUCUUGCAGAGAGAAGAGAGAGAGACCAACCAACAAUGGCCGCCGACCCAUCAAAGCUUCAGACCCAGAUCGACAUCAAGCCUCCACCGCUUCCAUUCCACGCUGAAUCAGCUCCCGAAACUCUUCAAGAACCCAAGCUCUCCUUCUUCGCCUCCCGCUACCGUCGCACUCGCCGCCGUCGAGCCGACACUUGGCUCAUAUCUCUCUUCGUGAUCCUACACAUCGUGGCCUUCACGGCGACCAUGGUCGUCAACGACUGCUGGCACAAGUCUGGUGGCGACUGCGCCUUCAAAGCCUUUGGCCGGCUGUCGUUUCAGCCGCUCUCUGAGAACCCGCUGCUCGGCCCUUCCGCUUCCACGCUUGAUGAAAUGGGAGCUCUUCGACGGACUUUUUUGACAGAGAAUCGCCAAACAUGGCGUCUUUUCACAUUUCCAUGUCUGCACGCCGGAGCCAUCCACCUUGUGAUCAACCUUUGCAGUGUCGUGUUUGUUGGAACUCAUUUGGAGCAAGAGUUUGGACCAUUAAUGGCAGGGUUAAUCUAUAUACUCUCUGCUUUUGUUGGUACGUUGGUGGCUGCACUCUUUGUUGAGAAACACCCGGCAGUUGGUGCUUCUGGAGCUCUAUAUGGGUUACUUGGAGCUACACUUGCCGCACUGAUUCAGAACUGGGAAAUGUACACCAAUAAGUUCACAGCUCUAGUAUCAGUUCUAUUUGUCUCCAUUGGGAAUUUUCUCCUCGGCUUGCUACCUUAUGUGGACAACUUUUCGAGCAUUGGAGGCUUUAUAUCAGGGUUCCUACUUGGAUCUGUGCUUUUAUCCAGUCCUAAGGUCAGAGAACCGGCUCAAGAGAAAGGAGGCCUCCUUGAUUAUGAUCUCAAAAGUUCUAUCAAGUUGAGGAUGAGGCUGAAGCUGGACAGACCAGUUUAUAGGAGUGUGGCUUUUGUUCUCUUUGGUGUUAUGCUUGCUGGAUGUCUUGUUGCAGUUCUGCAAGGCAUUGACCUGAACCAGUACUGCGGGUGGUGCCGGUAUGUUGAUUGUAUCCCUUUCAAAGGAUGGAGCUGCAGGGACAUGGAAACUUUUUGUGAGACCAUGGUGAGCAAUGAACAGCUGACUUUGACCUGUAUGAGCAAUGGGAACUUCAGGGUUCUUCCGUACACGAACGUCUCUCAAGAUCGGGUGAAUGACUUGUGCAGUGUGAUAUGCUCAUAGAAAUUGUCGGUCUUGGUGACUAUUGCAACAACAUGGAGAGAGAGACAAAUUCCUAGCAUCAAUACUGGGUUGAUAGCUGUCCAGUUGUAUCUUCGCAACAUUUUUUUUACCCUGUUUUUUCCAUUGUCUCCAUAUCCCUCUAAUUUUGGUAGUAUAGAAGAGAAAGGUCAAUGGCCUCUCACUUUUGCAGUGCAAAAUUUUCAGAAAAACAUCGGAGCGAAAUAACAUUUUGUAUAUGUUCUUGAGCUGAUAUAUGAUCAUUCAAAUCUUGUUGUGGAAAUUAAUGUGCGAUUUUGAAGGUUGUGUUACGACUCUAUAAAAUUACUCAAUGCAGAUGGAGAAUUUUGAA
Pyrus x bretschneideri (Chinese white pear) is the source of this 1602-nucleotide messenger RNA. Its product is annotated as RHOMBOID-like protein 8. Gene Ontology annotation, biological process: proteolysis. Lineage: Eukaryota; Viridiplantae; Streptophyta; Magnoliopsida; Rosales; Rosaceae. The transcript has 6 exons. Gene Ontology annotation, cellular component: membrane. Bases 81 to 1253 code for a protein of 390 amino acids. Gene Ontology annotation, molecular function: serine-type endopeptidase activity. The record is from RefSeq and is a predicted model, not a curated record.